This is a messenger RNA of Macadamia integrifolia, 1324 nucleotides long. Its product is annotated as WRKY transcription factor 55-like. Lineage: Eukaryota; Viridiplantae; Streptophyta; Magnoliopsida; Proteales; Proteaceae. Gene Ontology annotation, molecular function: DNA-binding transcription factor activity; sequence-specific DNA binding. Gene Ontology annotation, biological process: regulation of DNA-templated transcription. The record is from RefSeq and is a predicted model, not a curated record. The transcript is spliced from 3 exons. The coding region runs from base 3 to 1082 and encodes 359 amino acids.
CCAUGGAGGAGAUUUUGUCUUUGAUCUUCCGUGGUUGUAACUUAACUAGAGAUCUUGAAUCAAAACUCCCAAGCUUGACAAACAAUCCCAGUCUACUUGCCAGUUCUUGUGAUGAUAUUGUAAGGGCUUUCAGUAGAGCUUCUGAUCUAUUGAAAGCUCAAGGACCACCACAACCACCACCUCCACCGGAGCUAGAAGCAGGAGGAGUUCAGGAAUGGCUGACGACUAGCCAUACACAGGCCAUGGCUGUGGCCAUGUUGGCCUUAGACCCUUUUCAGGGUCAGCUCUUUUCAGAUAAGAAUCCAUUUGAUGUGAGGUUGUUGACCACUAGGGAAGCAGAGGGUGGUUCUUCUUCUUCUGUAAGGGCCAGAGGUGGAGGAGAGUUGCAGGGAGGAGAAGGGUCUGAUGCAGGCAAGAGCCCUGUGACCCAACAACGGUCACGAAAGAGGAAAGAUGGUGAGGAGAGGCAUACGAUUAGGGCAGCAGCUCCUCGUAUAGGGAAUACAGAGAUUCCACCGGACGAUGGGUUUACUUGGAGAAAGUAUGGCCAGAAAGAGAUCCUUGGGUCAAGGUUCCCAAGGAGCUACUACAGAUGCACCCACAAGAGUUUCUACGGUUGCAAUGCCAGGAAGCAAGUCCAACGACUUGAUGAUGAUCCAAACACCUUUGAAGUCACCUACUGCGGCCACCACACCUGUCUCAUGUCCUCCCCCACAUCAUCUAUGCCACCACCACAACCGCCGGUGGCUACCACCACCGGACCAGAGCCUCCACUGGAAGUGGAAGCAACACAACACCCACUUCCCACUUCCCCUCCUACGAGAAGACGGCAUUCGAUGGAGUUGGAAUCCGAUACCCCAACCGAGCUGGGUCUGCGAAUGCCCGGAAGCUUUAAUGUGGCCGGAAGUGUAAGCCUCAGCACUACUGCAGCUACUACUACUCAAGCUCCGGGACCCUCAGAGCCAUCACAGCCGGCGCGUGACGGUAGAGAAGUUGAGUGGCCAGUGGCGGAUUUGGCCGAUGUCAUGUUUAAUUCUGGGAGCAGUAGCAGUGAGAUGGAUCUCUUCUUUGGUCCCAUGUGAGAAAAGUAAAUUAAAGUAGGAAAGAAGAUAUAGCAGGAAAGAUGAAGAAAUACUUAAAAGUUCAUGUAGGCAUAUAGGAAAUGAUUCAUUCUUCGGUGCAGCCAAAUCACAUAUAGGUGGAAGACAUGCUUAUUAUCAAUCAAGCCAUCCAUUAAUGGUGGUAACAGAUUCCAUUCAAGAGAAGCAAUUGAAUAAGAUGAUAUAGUUCAUCUGGAGAGAGAGAGACAGAGAGAGAGACAGAG